Molecule: messenger RNA, 1125 nt
Organism: Anoplophora glabripennis (Asian longhorned beetle)
Lineage: Eukaryota; Metazoa; Arthropoda; Insecta; Coleoptera; Cerambycidae
Product: deleted in autism protein 1 homolog
Exons: 3
Coding region: 19-1110 (363 amino acids)
Source: RefSeq, a predicted model, not a curated record
AAAAAAUAUUACAAAAAUAUGAAUACAAAAUAUGUUUUACUUACAGUAUUGUCAAUCACUAUUAAUGUAAUCAUUUAUUACAAACUUUGUCCAUCUGUAUUACAAUUAUGUGAAGUUGACACCUGCCCAAUUUGUUUUGGAACAGACUUAUGUAAUGAAAUUGGACAAAAUAAAAUAGUGCUACAAUAUAACACAUUUUCAGCUUUUAUGUAUAAUAUUUUUAGUGUAAAAAAUGUGUAUUUUGCUCGUUUCUACAAUAUGACAGUUGUUUUAAAGAAACUAGCUCAUAAUAAUGAAUUUCAAAAACUUAAAGAACUUAAAAGAAAAGACUUCAAUGAGCUAAUAAAUUUUUUAGUUAGUGACAGCGGUGAUAAACAUUUUGUAUUGUGUGAUAAAAAUACAGCCAACUCAUUUUUAAGAAUAUUUAGUUAUAAAAGCAGUGAAAACCUUGAAACAUUACUUCAUAUUAAUAUUGAACCUCUUUUACUGGAAAUCUUUAGUAGUCAGCAUGGAUGGUGUGUUCCUAAGUUAUAUGGGUAUUGUGGACGAUUAGUAGUUGUUCAAAAUGCAGGCCAGCCGCUAAGUGAAAUAGAAAGUUUUAAUUGGUUUGAUAGGUCAUAUGUAGCCUAUCAGAUAUUGCAAAGUGUAAAUAAUUUCACAAAAAAUCAUGAUAUCUUUAGAAUUUACUUAACAGAUAUAUCUCCAGAUAAUAUUGCUGUUAACCAAGACUUACAGAUCACCUUUAUUGAUCUUGAAAAUGCAAUUUUAAAGAAAAAAGUUGCAGGAGGUGAAAUUCAUUAUACCGAACAUUUUGAUGAGGAUUUAUAUAUGUAUUCAGAAAAACAAAUUUGUGAAAGUUCUAUGAGUGAUCAUAACAUAUAUUCAACAUGUAGGUUGUUACUGUCAAAAAAAGCUCCUUGGCCCAUGAUGAAGAAUGGUUUACUACAUAACCCUCCAGAUAUAGUAAAGAAAUAUUUUAAUGAAUUGUUUUUCGAUAUUGAGUCAUGUGUAUACUCUUCAAAUAAAAUUAAUAGAUUUAAAUUAAGUGAUAAGAUAUUAAAAAAUCUUAGGUAUAUUCUAAAAAACUAUACAAAAUUUGAUAUUUUAUAACUGCAUAGUUAAAAC